Messenger RNA from Prosopis cineraria, 2245 nucleotides. Its product is annotated as lysine--tRNA ligase, cytoplasmic. The record is from RefSeq and is a predicted model, not a curated record. Lineage: Eukaryota; Viridiplantae; Streptophyta; Magnoliopsida; Fabales; Fabaceae. Gene Ontology annotation, cellular component: cytosol; cytoplasm. Gene Ontology annotation, molecular function: ATP binding; lysine-tRNA ligase activity; tRNA binding. The coding region runs from base 131 to 1918 and encodes 595 amino acids. The transcript has 17 exons. Gene Ontology annotation, biological process: lysyl-tRNA aminoacylation.
UCUUGUCAGGGGAGGCAGUUUCAACUUAAACCCUAGUUGCUGUCAGUUGUAACUGGUAAGCUGAUAUUGCUGCUGAGCGCUCUCUCGUUCCUUGUUGUCACUGAAUCGUUUCGGCGUCUCGGCGUUGACGAUGUCAACUCCAUCGGAGCAGCCGGUUCCGACCUCCGGUGAAACCAUUAGCAAGAAUGCAUUGAAGCGGGAGCUCAAGAACAAGCAGAGAGAAGAGGAAAGGAAGCGCAAGGAGGAGGAGAAGGCUAAGAAGGCAGCGGAAAUGCAACGUGCCCAAUCUAACAAAGCUGCAUCCGCUGAUGAUGAGGAUAUGGACCCAACGCAAUACCUUGAGAAUCGGCUGAAGUAUCUUGCAGCUGAGAAGACUGAAGGAAAAAACCCUUAUCCGCACAAGUUUUUUGUCUCUAUGACUAUUAGCGAGUACAUUGAUAAAUAUGGGGGAAUGGGCAAUGGAGAGCAUCUUGAGGGCAACUCCGAGUCUUUGGCCGGACGCAUCAUGCAGAAACGGUCUUCAGGUGCAAAGCUAGUCUUUUAUGAUCUGUGUGGUGGUGGUUUCAAGGUCCAGGUUAUGGCUGAUGCAAGGAACUCUGACAUGGAUGAGGCUGAAUUUUCCAAGUUCCAUUCUAAUGUGAAGCGUGGUGAUAUUGUUGGAAUCACUGGUUUUCCAGGGAAAAGUAAGAAGGGGGAGCUAAGUAUUUUCCCCAAGACUUUUAUAUUGCUGUCCCAUUGUCUCCAUAUGAUGCCAAGGCAAAAAUCUGCAGCUGCUGCUGAUAAUGCAAAUGUAAAGAAACAUGUAUGGACACCUGGAAGUCCCAGGAAUCCUGAAGCCUACAUUUUAAAGGAUCAGGAAACUAGAUAUCGACUACGCCAUUUGGAUUUGAUGCUGAAUAACGAGGUUCGGGAAAUAUUCAAGACCAGGAGUAAAAUUAUUUCUUACAUUAGGAGGUUCCUCAAUGACCUUGAUUUCUUGGAGGUUGAAACACCAAUGAUGAACAUGAUUGCUGGUGGAGCAGCAGCACGUCCAUUUGUAACCCAUCACAAUGAACUUAACAUGAGAUUGUUCAUGCGAAUUGCACCUGAACUCUAUCUUAAGGAGCUAGUUGUUGGUGGUUUAGACCGUGUUUAUGAAAUUGGAAAGCAGUUUAGAAAUGAGGGAAUAGAUUUAACGCAUAACCCUGAGUUCACUACAUGUGAGUUCUAUAUGGCCUAUGCGGACUAUAAUGACGUGAUGGAGAUUACAGAGCAAAUGUUGAGUGGUAUGGUGAAGGAACUUACAAAUGGAAGCUAUAAAGUCAAAUACCAUGCAAAUGGGAUAGAUAAGGAUCCAAUUGAGAUUGACUUUACUCCACCUUUCAGAAGGAUUGACAUGAUAGAGGAGUUGGAGAAGAUGGCAGGCCUAAGUAUUCCCAAAGAUUUAUCUAGUGAGGAAGCUAAUAAAUAUCUGAGGGAUGCAUGUUUAAAGUUUGAAAUCAAAUGCCCUCCACCUGAAACAACAGCUCGUUUAUUGGACAAACUUGUGGGACAUUUCUUGGAGGAAACGUGUGUGAAUCCUGCAUUCAUCAUAAACCAUCCCGAGAUAAUGAGUCCUUUGGCAAAGUGGCACAGAUCAAAACCUGGCUUGACUGAACGUUUUGAAUUGUUUGUUAAUAAACAUGAACUAUGCAAUGCUUACACUGAAUUGAAUGAUCCAGUAGUACAACGCCAGAGAUUUGCUGAACAGCUCAAGGAUCGGCAAUCAGGUGAUGAUGAAGCAAUGGCCUUAGACGAGACAUUUUGCACUGCUUUGGAGUAUGGGCUGCCUCCAACUGGUGGUUGGGGUAUGGGCAUUGAUCGGCUGGCCAUGUUGCUUACUGAUUCACAGAAUAUUAAGGAGGUUCUUCUCUUCCCUGCCAUGAAACCUCAAGAUUGAACACUAAGUUUUGGCAUGUGUUUGGGAAUUAAAGGUGAAGAAUAUGAUGGGGACGGAAAUAGGAGAAAUGAAAAAUGAGCAAUUAGUAGUGAUGUUGGCUAUUAUUUAAAUUCUUCAUAUUCGGAGGCAGUCCGUAGUUUUUGAGAAUUUUUUCAAAUGCGCAACCUGUAAAACUAUAUUUGCCAUUUUGAAGUUUCAUUUUUUUAUACAGGCGUGUUCUAGUUAUGCUCAUGCUUGUUAACAUGUUAUAAUUUAGCCUUCCUGCGGAGGAAAAGAGGUCAUGUUUUUUUUAUAUUUGAAUAUAACAUAUGCAUGGUUUUCCUUUCA